UGUAUUAUCUUGCGUUAUAUAUAUUCUUUAAAAUCAUUAUUUAUUUAUUUUUAAGUUAUCAUCAUACUUUUAUGAUGGUAGUACACGUGCUUUAUAAAGUUAAAUGUUUAAGUUUGUGUGAGGUCCUUAUAUCAAUCAUCCACACUGUAGUCUGUAAUGUACGUGGACCUUGGAUUUGAAGACCGAAACACAAAAAUCUUGAGAUUUUAAACAAAUAUACCACACUUUUUUUAUGCGUAAAGAAAAUAUUUCUCAUUCUUCCCAACACUUAGUAACAUAACGGAAAACAUACCUGUUUGUGAACCAUUUUAAUUAGACAUUUUGUGAAAAUAAUUUUUCGUUAUUAUUCAUAAUAAGAACGUCUUCCACAAGGUCCUAUGAAAUCCUUUCGUCCGUCACGUUCCAUUGUGACAGUGGUCCACAGUUUAUGGUAUUUAGGAGUGAAAAGAAUUAAAUCUCCCACUGCGUUGAGCUUUAUUCGUGUUAAACUUAACAGGAAUUAUAAUCAACAUUAUUGUUUACAUUGUCAGCCAAGUGUAGUAAUACAAAUUCAAAAUUUUUGCACGACGAAUUGGGUUAAACAGAAUGAAAAGGGAGGAGGAUCGACUGUGAAAAGCCUAACCUUGCGAGAAGAAGUAUUCCAGCGGGAAGAAUCGAGAAACAAGAAAACAUUUAUUACGGCUCUUGAAAGUUAUGAGAAAAGGGAUAGGCUGAGGAGAGGACACGUGGAGUUUAUAUAUAGUGCUCUUAAGUUCAUGGAAGAAUUUGGAGUUCACAAAGACUUAGCUGUAUAUAAAAAACUCCUUGAAAUAUUUCCCAAGGGAAAGUUUAUUGCCAAAAAUAUGUUUCAAGUGGAAUUCAUGCACUACCCAAAGCAACAACAGUGUGGAAUUGAUGUAUUAGACCAAAUGGAAAGUUUUGGAGUGAUGCCUGAUUCUGAAGUUAAAGAAAUCUUGAUCAAUACAUUUGGCAAACAGAGUCACGUCUUCCGAAAGUAUGGAAGGAUGAUGUAUUGGAUGCCCAAGUUUAAAAACAUUACCCCAUUUCCUCUUCCUGAUCCUCUACCAAAGGACCCUCUGGAACUAGCUAAGCUAGCUCUCCGGAGAAUUUCUGUGGAUCUACAAACAGAAAUAUCUGAGUGGAAUGCUGAAGAACUUGAAGACUCAUUGGACAAGACUUGGAUAGUAGGUUCCCAAAGUCCGUUACAGAGACAACUCUUAGAACAGCACCCAGAUGAUCAAGCAGUAUACAUCGAAGGAUCAUUUAUAGUUUGGUUACGGCAGAUGGCAGUAUCUUAUUUUAUUAUGAGAGCCAAUCCAAAAAAGUACCCUGCAAAAGAGGAAGAUCUUGAUGAUGUAUCCAACAUUACCUUGACAAUGUUUGACCACCAUCCAGAAUCAAAAGAGCUGAUGCUGGAACCUUCGAUACAUGAGCAAGAAGAUGGUACUAUUCUAGCUAUGUGUGCCACAGGAACAUCCAGCCGAGAUUCGCUGCUGUCCUGGAUCCGGUUUCUUCAGCACACCAACCCUUGUCUUAAGAAAAUUCCUGUAGUCUUUACAUUAAAGUCACCAUCUAAAGAGCUGGUGACGGUGGCUGUGAAUGAACAAGAAAGUUCCAUUGCAGAAUCACAAGAAGGUUGUAAGAAAAUACCAACUCGUGAUAAAUUGAGCAAUGUAUCAAGUAACGAGGACUCUAGUAGUAGAACUCCAAGUAAAGACAUUGCAGAUAGAUAACUUAUUAAUGUAUAGUCCUAAUUAUAUGUGUUCUUUAGUGUACAUUUAGAAAAACAGAUAACUGUAUUGGUACAUUUGAAUUAGUCUUGCCCUAUUAAAGCUGAAAUAAUAUAGAUUUUUCUAUAUUUCUUAUAAAUGAUUUGUAAGGGUUGAAUUGUACAUUCUUAAAGCAAGGAGAUCUAAAGACGUAACUUAUAAAGAGCUGCUGAUGAUAAUAAUUCAAUGAGAAAAAUCUGAAAUAUUAUUAGAAUCAAUAAAUGAAUGUAUUACCUCUUGUAUAGAAUAUCGAACUAUAUUAUAAAUAAUUUUUUAUGUGUGUAUAUAUAUUAUAAUCUCUGUCAUCACAUCUGGUCAUGCUAUAUGUGAUUGACUAUGCAUUUUGACAAAGGUCCUGUAACUAGUUUCCAUUAGUAAAGACUUUGUCAGGUCUAAAACUAACAACUCCUUCUUGCAACUUUCCACAAUCCAUUUACUCUAUCAGGAUGACUGUCUCACAGCACCCGCUUGAACAGUCUGAUCACACAGAAAUACUUAGGCACUGAAUCCAGCAACUUUACCUGUUAAUUUCUUCAUACGGAGUAGCAUGAAUACCCGUUGUUUCAUUCUUUAACGACAUGAGGUAUGCAAUGAUUGAAUGGGAGGUAUGACUGGAAUCCUUAUCUUAGUGAACCUGUACCAUUUUAGCCUUGUUUCUAGAUGGAGAUCUUUGAUUGUUUUUGUGUAAUGUUGCCUGGUUCAUGUAGACAGAUUCUGCCACUGACCUUUGCAUUAGCAGAUUUUCACCUGAUGCUGCACUUUGCCUACCAUGGCUGAUGUACUUGCUGCAGGUUUCUUUCUAGAUGAUCUUGGUGUUCCAAGUUGAACUAUAUUAAUUUUUUAUCCAGUGUAUCCCUAUCGUGAAAAUUCUAAAUCCAUAAUCUGAACACAUUUUUAUAAUCUAAGUGUAUGAAUAUUUUGUCCAAAUGUGGUUCUUAUACAUCCUG
Messenger RNA from Limulus polyphemus (Atlantic horseshoe crab), 2716 nucleotides. It is a transcript of the gene ECSIT, whose product is annotated as evolutionarily conserved signaling intermediate in Toll pathway, mitochondrial-like. NCBI's taxonomy places the organism in Eukaryota, Metazoa, Arthropoda, Merostomata, Xiphosura, Limulidae. Gene Ontology annotation, cellular component: mitochondrion. The transcript is spliced from 5 exons. The coding region runs from base 378 to 1733 and encodes 451 amino acids. The record is from RefSeq and is a predicted model, not a curated record.